Messenger RNA from Mesorhabditis belari, 483 nucleotides. NCBI's taxonomy places the organism in Eukaryota, Metazoa, Nematoda, Chromadorea, Rhabditida, Rhabditidae. The record is from the annotation of a GenBank genome assembly.
AUGUAUGUGCCGGAUAAAGAUGGAAUUCUGUGGAAAUUACACAAUAAUUUCUAUUUUGUUCUCGCGUUGAGGGCUGUUUCUGUGCUAUUAACCGUGCUCACCCUUUUCAUUUGCAUAUCAAGCGAACAUUGGCAGGAUAAAGUUGCAUCGGUGAUUGGUCUCUUCUUCACGAUAGCCUCAUUCAUUUUAUUCAGCUGUUCAAUUGGAGUCAUUUACAUUUGUCGAUUAGAGACGAGCAUGAUGACAAAGGCAUUCGCAUUUUUGUGUGUCCUCUGUUCUGCUCUCGAUUUUGGCCUUCAACUUCUUUUUCAUUAUGGAGAUCGAUCAAGGUUCGAUGAAAGGCCAAAAAUGGGAACAACGAUAACAACAUUUGAUGUGAAUGAUGAGGAAUUGAUUGACCGACAUCCACUGGACAUCUCUCCACCAAUGAUUCCCCAACAUUUCCAUCACAAUCGCAGUGUCAGCUUUAUUACACCACCCGAG